This is a messenger RNA of Kickxella alabastrina, 1537 nucleotides long. Its product is annotated as tyrosine aminotransferase. NCBI's taxonomy places the organism in Eukaryota, Fungi, Kickxellomycota, Kickxellomycetes, Kickxellales, Kickxellaceae. The coding region runs from base 425 to 1537 and encodes 370 amino acids. Gene Ontology annotation, molecular function: pyridoxal phosphate binding; L-tyrosine:2-oxoglutarate transaminase activity. Gene Ontology annotation, biological process: biosynthetic process; aromatic amino acid metabolic process. The record is from RefSeq and is a predicted model, not a curated record. The transcript has 3 exons.
UCUUUCUUUUCUCACUCGUUCUUUUUUGAAUAUUAUAAUUCCACCACCUUUUUGCUUAUCAUACUUCUGUAUCAAUUGUAAAACAUGUCACCCUCUGCCAUUGCAACACCAAGCGUUUCUCAACCUGGGGGAUGGGACACAGUGCCCGCCAGCGAGGUGUCCCGCCGCACAUUCAAUCCCAUCCGUGAUGUACUCAGCCGGCCCGUGCAGCCGCUUUCAACGCCAAAGAGCACCGAGGAAAUCAUCAGCCUUUCGAUUGGUACGCAUUCAGAGCCUAACGAUGUGUUUGUCUGCUCGCUAUACUCGCAGGUUUACAGCGAUUCAAUUGCUAAUCAAGUAGUCGCAUACAGAUGAGUGAACUUGAGGUGUCACAUACUUUUUCCGGAUAUACUCAAAGUAGCAUGCUUAAUUCUUUAUUUAAUUUAUGUUUGUGGAAUUUAUAGGCGACCCCACGGUGUUCGGAAACUUCAAGACCCACCCCGUUGUGGUCGAGGCCGUCGAGGAGGCCAUUAGAAGCUACGCCUUCAACGGCUACCCGCCCUCAGUCGGUAAGUCUCGAGCCCGCGAAGCCAUUGCAAAGAAAUACUCCCACCCUCAGGCACCAUUGACCGCUGAUGAUGUUGUAAUGGCCAGCGGUUGCUCAGGUGCCGUGGAGAUGGCAAUCAGCGUACUAUGCAAUGAGGGGCAGAACAUUCUGCUCCCACGCCCUGGAUUCUGCUUGUACAACACUGUCGCUGGAUCGCGCAAUGUCGAGACGCGACUGUACAACUUGCUGGCAGAGAAAAACUGGGAGGCCGACAUUGACCACAUGGAGUCAUUGAUUGACCAGAACACCGCGGCCAUCCUGAUCAAUAACCCGUCCAAUCCCUGCGGAUCCAACUUUACCAAGACGCACCUCAAGGCCAUCCUAGACCUCUGCGAGCGCCACAAGAUCCCACUCAUCUCUGACGAAAUUUACGCCGAUAUGGUGUUCAGCGGCCAAGUCUUUACGUCGACGGCAACACUGACGUCUACAGUGCCGAUUCUCACGCUGAGCGGCCUCGCGAAGCAAUGGCUUGUCCCCGGCUGGCGCAUCGGCUGGAUUCUGAUCAACGACCGCAACAAUGUAUUUGAGAACGUCCGCCAUGGGCUCUUUGCGCUCUCAACCCUGAUUAAUGGCCCGUGCGCUCCCCUACAGGCAGCAAUUCCCAAGAUAUUUGCCGAGGUGCCCGACACCUAUCUGCUCACUGUGAACAAGCAGCUUGAGACCAAUGCGCGCAUUGUCGAAUCCGAGCUUAACAAGGUUGCUGGUCUAGAUGUGAUCACGCCGCAGGGCGCCAUGUACAUAAUGGUCAAACUCAACCUUGAAACCUUUGCCGACAUUUCGAGCGAUGCCGAUUUCUAUCACAAGCUUAAGUGGGAGGAGAGCGUCGAGGUUCUCCCUGGAGAGUGUUUUGCCUACCCGGGUACCAUUCGACUGGUUAUCACUCCUCCGCAGGACAAGUUGCGCAUCGCCACAGCGCGUAUCGCUGCCUUCUGUGAGCGUCACCGCAAAUAG